This is a messenger RNA of Syngnathoides biaculeatus (alligator pipefish), 2600 nucleotides long. RefSeq lists its product as uncharacterized. Gene Ontology annotation, molecular function: tumor necrosis factor receptor binding. The record is from RefSeq and is a predicted model, not a curated record. Gene Ontology annotation, cellular component: membrane. Lineage: Eukaryota; Metazoa; Chordata; Actinopteri; Syngnathiformes; Syngnathidae. Gene Ontology annotation, biological process: immune response. The transcript has 5 exons. Bases 364 to 1239 code for a protein of 291 amino acids.
UUUAUUUUUCCCAAAGAGGAAAUUCAAGUGUUACAGGAGUAAGUGUUUGUUUUAAUGAGAUAAAGAAAAAAAAAAAGUUCCUUUUUAAAAAAACAAACCCGGUCGCUGACAGUGAAACAUUCCUACAGUGUCGGGCAAAUUUUCUCAUGCCUCAUAAAGUUACCGUCGCUGUCAUAAAAUGACGCGAGCGCGUUUUGUUUGCCGAGCCGAUUUCACACCUCGGGGAGGGGGGGAGAGGGGAAAUGCAAAUGAGAGCAAACAUUUCCGAAGAAAAAGAGGAGGGAAAAUGACGCUGCAGUCGGUGGCUCGCAUAUCACAGCGCCGAGCGGAGGGGAUGCCACCUAGUGCCCCGUCUCCAUUAUAAUGAUCAACACGUACCACAGUAGCGUGGCGUCGUUACCGCCGCCGCCGCCGCUGCCGCGCCAGUCUCAGGUGUUCAUCCAACCUCGGGCCCCGUCGGCGGGCCACAGCAAGACCCUGUUCCGCUCUCUUCUGGCGGUCGUAGUGCUGCAUUUUCUGCUCACUGCGGGGGGAUUCGCCUUCCUGUACUGCACGGGCAGAAUGGAAAAGCCGCCAUUACCCAAAGCAACUUUUCAACAAACUUCCUCCAGAACGUUUGCCCGCAUGGUGGUGGCAAAUCGAAUCCACUCACCAGCACGGGAAUCAACACGUAAGCGACGUAACCCUUCGUGUCUUCUUUUCAGUCAAUUUGAUUCCUUGGUCUUCAUGAUGCUGACCUUCGGCGUUCUCAAACAAACGCACGAGGCUUUCACAGAAUUGCUACUAAAGUUAAACUCCAUCCAAGUGGACACUAUUUACCAAUUAGGACGCGCUGAUGCGGUUCCCCCAGCAGGUUACCUUCAGUGGGACAUGAAGCACUCGGUGCGAAGCAACGUCAACUACUACCGCAGCAGUUGGCUGACCGUCCUGGAGCCCGGGGACUACGUGGUCUUCUCCAGGGUCACCUUCUCCAGGGCCGACCCGCAGAGGCCGCUGGCCAGCGCCGUCAAGCUGAAACGCGGCGAGUCGUCCAAGGAGACGGUGGCGAUGACGGCCUACUGCAGCCUGGACGGCUCGGGGUCCGGGUCCGGCUUCGGCUCUGUCCCCCGGCUGUGCACCGCCUCCUUGGGAGAGGUGAUGACGCUGGAGCGGGGGAACCAGCUCAGUUUGUGGGUUCAGGACCAAUCACUGGUGGACUACAGCGAGGCGGCCACCAGCUUCGGGAUAUACAAACUUUGACAGUGUGGAUCACAUCAUAAAACUGUUAAUUUAUUGGGGGGGGGAGAAACAAACUUUUUUUUUUCUUCCGCAGAGCACUGAGAAUUAUCUUUUUUUAAUUUUUUUUUUAUUUUUCAUCUCUCACCAAGGCCGGCGGAAAAUUUUUUGUUCUGAAGAGCCCCGUUGGAUUUUUAAAAAUGACAGUUCGGUGGGGGAAAAGGAACCAUUAAAUUAGAAUAUAUGUUAAAGGGUGGAAAAUAGUUUAUUUCAGCUAUAAGAGGGGAAAUCCACUCAUUUCCUUUUUUUUUUUCUUGCUUUACAAUUCAUUUCAUCAUUUAUUGACUGGUGAAUUUUAAAUUAUUUAAUAAAAUACAAAACUUCUACAAAAUAUUCACAGUACAACAUAUUUAACCUUUUUUUGGGGUUUACAAUUAAUAAAUCAAUCACUUCACGAGAUAAAUAAAAAAAAAACAACAAGAAAUUCAACCUUGGUUUUAUCCACCAAAAAUGACUUUAGAUAAGCCGAAUAAAAUAGAUGGAUAUUGUUCAAACAAAACUUGCAUACAACAUUUUACAGAGAUUAGUUAACAGGCAGGCUCCCUCUCAUGGAACAUAACUACCCAAGUGCAGCCAUCCAUUUACCGAACCGCUUAUCCUCACAAGGCUCUCUAGAGUUCUGGAGUCUAUCCCAACCAACUUAUUACUUCCUGAACUAGAGUUCAGUUGUAUAAAAUUUUCAUUAAACUUUUCAAACAGUUUGUAUAUUUUUUUUUGGGGGGGGGUGGUGUUACAAUUUACAUGCAAUAUUUAAUCAUCAAUAGCUUUUUUGGUGGUGUAAAAAGCUUGAGAACCGAUGAAGAUAAUGCAAUACUUUAAAAGGACUGCAAAUAUGGAUUAAAAAAAAAAACUUAUGGUUUGAAAAAGGUCACCUCAUUUAAUGUGUUGUGAAUGGCGACAUUAUGCAUUCGUUGUAAUAAAUUAGUCUGGAAAGAUUAAAUGUCACAUACCGACAGGAUGUGUGUGUGUGCGUACCACACACGGCGUGUGCUCACAACACCUUCCAUGUUGUCAGCGUUCUUCUGGUUUCUGCUACGCACACCUGUAUCGUGUAUUCAUAGAUGGCAUGAAUAUGGAAAUCAUUGUGGAAACAGGACACAGUUUCCAUUUAUCAAACCAGCCACGCUGAGAAUAGGAAACCUUUAAUAAAAGAAUGACAACAUAAAGUACAGAGUGCUUAGAAAAAAAAUAUACAAUAAUAAUAAUAAUUGCAUAGAACCUUUAAAAGCAGACUUGACGUGAGAUGAAAAUUCCCACUGCAGUGAAGUGCUCAGUGAGGCUGCAGACAUUUGAGGCUAUAAAAUAAAAAGCAAAAAAAAAAAAAA